AUGCUCCCCAGCAGAGGUGUGAUCCGGUCGGGCCAAGCCAUGCGGCUUCGGCAGAUGGCCACGCAGCAGUCCCGCGCCGGAUGCGCACGAAACUUUGCCACGGCGCUGAGAAAGCCCGGCGGUCUCGGCCGGCCGGCCAUGUCGAUCGCACAGCUCUCUGGACGGAGGAUUGGCCUCGUCAACGGAGCUCCGACUACGCUUCCCUCGUCCAUGGCCGCCUUCUCUCUGUUUCCGUGGCGGUCCAAGAAUGCGUCCGCAGAAGUGCUGCCAGAAGGAGCAGUGCCAGAAGCGGCAGUAUCGCCACAAUCCACGGCUACAGCAUCCACUGCCUCCACACCAUCUACACCAUCCGCACCAUCCACGCCAAUCACCCCCUCUGAUGCCGUCCAGCCAGACACCCUUGCGGCUGCCGACCCGACGACGACGGCCGCCUCCGUCUCGGACCUGCUCGACGGCGGCGCACUCCUGGACAUGCCCGAGCAGAUCGGCUACCUGCACGCGAUGGGACUCGACUUCGGCUGGGGCCCCUCGAGCAUGUGCAUGUGGCUGCUCGAACACGUGCACGUCUACACUGGCCUGCCGUGGUGGGCGUCGAUCGGCCUGACCGUGCUGCUGUUCCGCAGCGCCAUCUUCUUUCCGUCCCUGACGGCGGCCGAGCAGAGCGCCCGCUUCCAGAAGCUCCGAGCCGACCCCAAGUAUGCGGCCGCCAUGACGGAGAUGCAGCAGUCGGCUAUGCGUGGCGGUCAGCUGGCCCAGGGUCGUGCCAUGGAGCUGCGCAUGACCACGAAGCGCAUGCAGGCGGCUGCUGGCGUGUCCACCUGGAAGAUGUUCAUCCCCAUGAUCAACGUGCCCUUUGGCUACGGCAUGUUCCGACUGCUGCGCUCCAUGGCCCUGCUACCGGUUCCUGCUCUCGAGACCGACGGACUGCUCUGGUUCCAGGACCUGACCGUGCCCGAUCCCUUCUUCGUCCUGCCCAUCGCCUCCGCCACCAUCAUGUACCUGAUCUUCCGUAACAAUAUCAAAUACAUGGCCCCUGAACAGGCUCAGCUCAUGAAGAUGAUGCAGAUCGUCAUCACGCCCGUCAGCAUCCUCGUCACCGUCAAGAUGAGUGCCGGCCUGACCCUCUUCUUCUUCCUCUCGUCCGUCCUGCAGAUGGUUCAGACCUGGCUGUGGCACCAGCCUUGGCUGCGUACCUGGAAGGGCCUGCCACCACUGCACACUCUCAUCCAGACUCCUGGCGUCGCCAAGCCUGCCGCCUCCUCCACCACUCUCCGCCUCUCGCCCGCAUCCACCUGGCAGGCUCCACGCGCCAUUAGCACUUCUGCUACCGUCACUGCUUCUGGCUCCGAGGCUGCCAAGCCGGCUGGCCCACCUUCCACCGUCGACGUCGUCAAGAAGGGCUGGAACAAGAUGAUGGGCACGGCCAAGGACAAGCAGGGCGCUUCCAAGGACAAGCAGACCUUUAAGGCUGCCCUCGAAUACGAGAAGAAGCGCGCUGCCGAGGAGGAGGAGAGCCUCUACCGCCGCCGCGAGGCCGAGCGGCAGUACCGCGAGAUGAAAAAGGCCAUGGCUCGAGGGACCGCCGACAAGAAGCCCUGA
Molecule: messenger RNA, 1599 nt
Organism: Grosmannia clavigera kw1407
Lineage: Eukaryota; Fungi; Ascomycota; Sordariomycetes; Ophiostomatales; Ophiostomataceae
Product: mitochondrial export translocase
Exons: 3
Coding region: 1-1599 (532 amino acids)
Biological process (GO): protein insertion into mitochondrial inner membrane from matrix; mitochondrial respiratory chain complex IV assembly
Cellular component (GO): mitochondrial inner membrane
Molecular function (GO): membrane insertase activity
Source: RefSeq, a predicted model, not a curated record